Molecule: messenger RNA, 5983 nt
Organism: Esox lucius (northern pike)
Lineage: Eukaryota; Metazoa; Chordata; Actinopteri; Esociformes; Esocidae
Gene: mrtfaa
Product: myocardin related transcription factor Aa
Exons: 16
Coding region: 543-4085 (1180 amino acids)
Biological process (GO): smooth muscle cell differentiation
Source: RefSeq, a predicted model, not a curated record
AACAUGGCCUCCUAACUAGCUUUUAGUGUUUAUACUGCAGGUUUUGUCCUGGUGUCUUGCCAUUGAGAGUAGACAGCAAAUGGUAAGACACAAUUCUUCACUUCAUGUAGAUUUAGUUGAGUAGUCAGUCCAGAGGUGUUAACAUUUGCAGUGCAUUUACACAUCUUAAUAUAGCACCUCGCUCUAUUCAAAUUGUCAGUGGUGAAUGUGGUGCUUUUUAACAAGAAGCACUUCUGCGCAGUAGCGUCGUUUAAGCCACGCGGAAGUGUGGCUCUCUAUCUGUGGUAAAAGUUGUUGAAACACGACAAGCAAGCUGCUUUUUCAUAGAAUGAGUGUAGAAACAGGAAGCUUGUGUCUGACAGGGACCAUCUGCCUGCUGUUUCCCCUCCCUGUCUGUGAUGAUAACCUCUGUUUCGGCUGUCAGAUGCCUCUGUUGGAAGAAGAGAGGAUGAGAGUGCAGGGACCAGAGGAACAGCAAACAGGUGCUCCAGCUCAAACUCCAGCAAAGACGGACCCGUGAGGAACUGGUCAGCCAGGGGAUCAUGCCACCACUGAAAAGUCCAGCUGCCUUCCACGAACAGAGACGAAGUUUAGAGCGAGCGCGGACCGAAGACUACCUGAAGAGGAAGAUCCGUAGUCGACCGGAGAGGGCGGAGCUGGUGAGAAUGCACAUCCUGGAGGGUCACAUGCCCAGUGGUUGUGGGCUGGCUAACCGGCUGUGUGCUGUGUGUUCAGAGACGUCAGCCGAACCCUCCCUCCAGGCCAAGCAGCUGAAACUGAAGAGGGCCCGUCUGGCCGACGAUCUCAACGACAAGAUCUCCCACCGCCCCGGACCCAUGGAGCUCAUCCACAAGAACAUCCUGCCAGUGCACAGCAGCCUCAAACAGGCCAUCAUUGAGACAGACUUCCCCAAGAUGGCCGGGGAGAACUCCUCCUUUGAUGAGGACAGUAGUGAUGCUCUCUCUCCAGAUCUGCCCAUUGGUCAGGACUCCCCCGUGGGCCCUGGCCCUCUGCCCCCCUCUCCCAACGCCCAGGCCUGCAGCAGCAGCCCCUCCCCCACGCAGUUUCUCACUCAGGUUCCUCCGCCACCCCCUCCUCUUCCUCCCGUCUGCGGGCCCUUCCCACCACUAAUGUUGACCAAUGGGACAACAGCUCCAACUGCUCUAAGGCCCGCCCCACCACUGAUUAAGUCUCAGCCUAAGCCCACGACAGAACGCCCCCCUCAGCGAUCCAAGAAGCCCAAAGACAACAAGCCCAAAGUGAAGAAGCUGAAGUAUCACCAGUACAUCCCCCCUGACCAGAAGGCGGAGCGCGAGCCCCCCCCUCAGCUGGACUCCAGCUACGCCAAGAUCCUCCACCAGCAGCAGCUCUUCCUUCAACUGCAGAUCAUCAACCAACAGCAGCAGCACUACAACUACCACACCAUCCUCCCUGCUCCGCCCAAACCCCCAACAGAUCAGCCCCUUCCUUCCUCCAGUGGGGCUUCCCCUUCUCCAACCACGCCGGGGCCAUCCACAUCCUUGUCCGGUCAAAGUGCGCCAAGUCGGCAGAAUGUCACACCGUUGGGACUGGCCAAACCAGGCUAUUUGCCUCCUAACCUGGACGACCUGAAGGUGGCUGAACUGAAGCAUGAGCUCAAACUGCGGAGCUUGCCUGUAUCAGGCACCAAGAAUGACCUCAUCGAGCGGCUGAGAAACUACCAGGAGCAGCAGAAUGCCAGUGGAGGAGGCGGCAGCACUGCAACCACUGCAUCAUCAGGGGGGGGCAUGGGGUCAGGGGCCACAGCUUCCAAAGCCCAGCACCCCACACAACAGCAGCAACUCUCCAGACACCAGGCCCAGACAAAGUCCUCUGUGGUCCACCAAUCAGGGGAUGCAGGUGUGGUGACCAUGGCAACAUUCCCAUUCGUGGCCACAGCUCCUCAGCAGAUCAUGCACUUUGGCAGCACCAGUUCCUCCCCGCCUGUGUCUCCUGCCCCCUCGGACCGAUCGUUAGCUGGGAUGAGUCCGGACGAGACGAGCUGCAAUGGAGACGCAUUCGGGGAGAUGGUAAGCUCCCCCCUCACCCAGCUCAGCCUCCACACCAGUCACCAGCAGCUUGCCACUAUCAAAGAGGAGUCAAGUUGCUCAGCCGCCACAGCCUGUCAGUUCACUAAGGCUGCCCUGCAGAAACGACUCCUGGCGCCCACUGCCAUGCAAGUAGCGCCUCCUUCUGUGGACAAGGACCAGAUGCUUCAGGAGAAGGACAAGCAGAUCGAGGAGCUGACGCGCAUGCUGAGGCAGAAGCAGCAACUGGUGGAGACAUUGCGCUCCCAGCUGGAGCAAGGCAAAAGAGGGGGCCAGGAUGCCCCCCCAGAACCCCUGCUCAAGAUAAAGGAGGAGCCCCCGGAUGACAUUCCCAGCAGUCCUGUUGCUUGCUCCCUGACUCCUCCCAGGUGUCACGCGGAGCUCUCCAAGGUGACCAUCAAGCAGGAGGUCCGGGACAUGGAAGAUGCGUCGGAGGCUCCAGCAGGGUUUGAGCCAACCCCGGAAGGUCCUCAGUCGGAGCAGAUCCAGAUCCAGGCACAGCAGCGGUCGCAGCUGGAGCAUCUGAAGCUGCAGCAGACACAGCAGAUCAAUGCGCUGCAGCUGGCCCAACAACAGGCUCUACAGCAGCUGCUCCUACAGCAGAACCAGCAGAACCUGCAGAACCUGCAAAAGCAACGCUCACAGCAGAGGAAGAAGAAGUCCCACAAACAGCAGCUCAAGCAGCAGCAGCAACAACUUCUGUCCCACCAGCAGCAGCAGAUACAGUCGAGGCAGCCACAUCUUUUACAGACAAAACAGCCACAGCAGAUAUUGCAGUCACAACACCGACAGCACCAGCUGGAAUCGCAACAGGUGUCUCAGGUAUUCCUCAAUCAGCAGUUGAGCUCCACCGCUUUCCCCUUGGACCUCUUUAAAACGCACUCCACAUCUACCCUGGUGACAGACCGUAAUGGCAACCACUUCCUCAUUGCACUGACCAAUCACAACGGUGAGAGCCAAGGAGGUGAUCAUCCUCCAGGUAUCCAGCAGGGUAAAGCCCACCACAUCACACUGCAGAGACUGCAGUCGCCUUCAUCUAAGCUGCCCAGCCAAUCCCCUGUUAAGUUGCCCUGCAGUGGGACCAGAUCAAAACCGACUGCGCAACCAGACCCUGUGAAACAGCAAACCAGAAAGGGGCAGAAGGCAGAGGUAAAAGUGUCAACCAAUCACAUCCCAGAGGCCACUCUCUCCUUUUCUGCCCCACCCAAUAUGCAGCCUUUCUUCCUUAAUGAUGACUCCUCCCCUUCUGGAGAAGACGCUUCGCCCUCUCCUCCAGCUAAAACGGAGGACCUAAGUCCCAGUCUGGACCAUGAACCUCUGUUCAGCCCUCCUUCUCCCAAACAGACGCCCUCCCCAAACCCAACGGACGACAAGGAUAAUGGAUCCACUCAGCAUAUGGAUGACCUUUUCGACAUCCUGAUUCAGACUGGAGAAAUCUCCGCCACCUUCAAACCGGCGCCCGACCCUUCCUUGGCUCGGCUCCGCCCCAACACCCCUUCCCCAUCCCCAUCUCAGGCCCCCUCCCCGCUCCGGCUUCAUCUCCAGCUCUCGCCUCCCACUCCUCCUGACGCCCCCCAGCUGGGUCCUGUGGGGGAAGCGGAGGAGCUGCAGUCAUCGGCCACUGUCCACCAAGGCAUCAGCAAUACGGGAAGUGGACGCCUGGAGGACUUCCUGGAGAGCACCACUGGCAAACCCCUCCUGGGUGUGGAGCCUGGUGGGCCCCUGACACUGAUUGACGACCUUCACAACCAAAUGCUGAGCACACCAAGCAUCCUGGACCACCCACCUUCUCCCAUGGACACAUAUGAGCUGUCGGGCUACACGGCCAACCCCCCCAGCCUCGACUUCGGAGACCACGCUCUGGACAGCAUGGACUGGCUGGACUUUACUGUGGGCGGGGGGAGCACUGAGGCUCCACCUGCCCUGGCCCCCCUGGGGCCCCACACCCCACCCAGCGUCUUCUCAGCAGAGUUUCUGGACAGUUCGGACCUCCAUCUCCACUGGGACUCCUGCUUAUAGCCGUGGACAAGCGUACGGUGUCAUCUGAAUGGAUGGUGGUGGUGAAAGGAGUUUUGUCAACGCACAGUAACGCAAACAAAACACUGUCACACUCUGAACCUUGACCCUCCUCUCAGACGCCCUGGUUAACCGGCUGAUUACGUGCCCUUACGCUCCUGAAGGCAGUCCCUUUGAUUCGCUCAGCUUAUACAUGAUGCCAGGCUUUCAAAGAAAAUUAGAUGCAGUUUUUUGUCAAUGUGCCUGGUUCAAUAAAGGUUAUAAUAAAUGAAAUAUAUUUUUAAGGAAAAGAAGAAAAAAAAGUUAAUAGUCCCUGUGGAAACUAGGAUUUGUGCUGAUGGCCGGACUCAAUGAUGCUCAUUGAUCUGAGCUUGUCUGCUUGCUUCUGCUUGCUUCAGAUGUCCUGCAGCCACAGGAUCAACCCCAGCUUAUUUUAUUAGACAUAAGACGUGAUACGGUUAGCCAAGGUGUGAAGUAGCUAACCUGUUCGCUCACCAUGCAGUCAUAUGUCCUUCAAAGCGAGGGAGCAAACUGAAGGAGUGUAGGGUUCAAAGCAGAAGGGACUUUUCGGUUGGACCUCUUGAAGACUAAAGGGCUUUCAUUUUUCUUUUUCUUAAGGUGUGAUUUACACCACAUCACUCUAAGGGUCAUGUAUUAAAUGGCUGGGCCGGCCCAGUUGCCCAUUAUCUUGGGUACCAUGCCUUAAAGAAGAGAUCUCGUGACUUUGAAAGUGUGGUGAUUGUUGGGACGCGGAACCUGGCGGGUCAAGGAAGCCUGCUGAACAUGCUGAUGUUUCAUGAUAUACCCUGAUCACCCCCAUUCUGCAGGGGCUCUUGAUACAGCGUUUUCCACCAUCAUCAACACAACAACAAAUGAUGGACUGUGUCCAGGAAGUCUCCAUCACAUCCCCUCUAACAGAGUUUUAGACACUUCUAGAAUCUAUGCCAAGGAGCAUGAAGCCUGCUCUGUGGCUUGAGGUGGCCCAACACUUUAUUAACACACUAUGUAGGUGUUUGCUUUAAUUUGGCAGGUUCCUGUAUUUUAAAACAUGUUUUAAGGUACCACGAAACGCACCAUUUCCUGUUUUAAAACAUCGUCUUAGUAGCUUUAAUUAUCUUCCUUUAGAACUUAAUGACAGGUGUGACACGAUUUUAUACAGUAUUUUUGAAGAAAACAUUGUUUUUCCCUGCAACGUAGUGUACUUAAUCUUCAUUGGGCAUACAUGAAUUCUGGCAAUGAAACUACAUUGACCAAUGAAACUACAUUGGUCUACAUUGACCAAUGAAACUACAUUGGUCUACAUUGACCAAUGAAACUACAUUGAUUAUACUGGAUCACGUUCACAUCAAGAUGAUCUAAUUAUUAUGUACUGUAUCAGUACAUUUGCCAACAGAGGAGAUGUUUUUUUUUUGUCCUACCCAUAAAUUAUUGCUGUAAUACACAGGCUCUUGCUGCAUUAUGGAUGUUACAAAAGCUGAACUUUAAUGUCCUGCAGAAUGGACAAACAAAAUAUAAAUUGAAGUAUUAUUGUGUUUCUAUGGUAACAUUUGUGGGGAAGUAUACCCUCAAAAAAGUGGACUUAAAAAUAUUGUGUUGGGGAAAUGAAGCUAAUUUGAAGCACAAUGGAUGUAACAUGGAAUGACAAUCUUUGGAGAGACUGAAAAUAUCAGCAACUGUGAGUGUCUAGGUCAACACAUGGAUUGCCUGGCAUGACACAUCACAAAAACAAAUAGAAUGUUUUGAAAAUAUUGUAAUUUUCCAUUAUUAGAAAGUAUAACUAGCGUUUAUGAAUGUUACAGCCUACACUGUGGAUGUUACAGUCUUAAAUAACAUUCAAAUGUUAGUGUUCUUCAUAAAACUACAGUGGGGAGAACAAGUAUUUGAUAAACUGACGAUUUUGC